CAGAGUGUCUGCUAAUAGUAUUAUAGUACUAGUGUAGUGUAAACGGAUAGGAUCGCAAAGCUUGCAUGUGUGAGUUGGUGACGAAGCAUGGAUCCGUGGCGACGCCGACGGUCGCCGUGAUACGUGCUGGCCUGCUGCAGGACACGCGGGGAGGUGUACGUGUGCCGCGCUGCCGGAGCUCACGUGUCCCACGCCCCCCUCCCCCAAAUCCCACAACUCAUCCGAUCCACUCUCCGACCUCAUCUCCUCCAGAUCCCCCUCCCCCAAAUCCCACAACUACUUGCUGCUUGCUGAUCAGUAGAGUAGGACUGUAGGAGUAGUAGGAGUUGGGAAGGAGCAGUUCUCAUUUCUCAAGAGGAAACAAACCGGACAACAAGCUGCUGCUCCCUAGUAUUACGUUACGACUCGAGUCGGUCGAGUGCUCAUCACUUGUACUAGUAGCUCCGAUCCAUCCGCUGACGGCUGACCUCAUCUCUUCUUCCUUGUUCCAUGCUGAGCGUUAGAGCGUGUGCAGUGGUGGACAGACGAGGCGUGGCCAUGGCUCGUAGUAACUAGCAGGCAUGGAGCUGGCCUGGAGCUGCUGCUGUUUCUUGCUCGCCACCUGCGCGCGCGCGCUCCGACGGUUGCUCCAGCUCCCCGCGCUCCUCUGCUGCGAGGCCAUGGUGUGGGCGGUCACCUUCCUCGCCUUCCCCCUCCGCAUGCUCACCGCCGUCGACAGGGAGCGCAAGUUGGGGCGCCUGGUUGCGGAGAUGCAGGCGCAGAUGGACGACCUGGCGUGGGAGAACACGGCGCUGGAGGACAGGCUGCGGGCGGCGCUCCGCGACCAGGAGGCCCUGGCGGCGGUCCUUGACGAGAUGGAGGACGAGCACGACGACGCCCUUGCCAGGAUCCAUGUCCUCGAGACCCAGCUCAAGGCGCUGAGGCAGGAGAACAUGCGGCUGAACGAGCACAAGGGGAAAUCCAAGUGGGACAAGCUCGCGGGGCAGGCGGCGGCGCGUCACGGCAGCGGCGGCGGCAACCGCGCGUCCGAGCCCGACGAGAAGCCGGCGAAUCGAGGGCGGGGAGAGGAAGACGCGGCGGCGGCGGCGGCGGCCGCAAAGCGUGCCGAGCCGGCGUCGGUGCUGGCGCUGACGACGACGGAGGCGGCCUCGCCGGUGUCGUCGAGCGCGGCCCUGGCGACGGCGGUGGCGCGGCGGCGGAGCCUGUUCAGCCUGGGCAUGUCGCUGGCGGUGGGCGCGGUGGCGUGGUCGGCCGACGCGCCGUGCCUGCCGCUCCUGGCGGGGCUGUUCGCUGUCGUGGCCGUGUCCAUGUGCAGCGUGUCGCGGCUGCGUCGGCGUCGCGCCGGCGCGGGCGACGCCGUCGCGCUGCUCAGCCUCAACUGGUUCCUCCUCGGCCUGCUCACCUCACCCAUGCUGCCGGGCGUCGCGCACGCCGUCGUCCCACGCGCCGGCCGAACCCUCGGCCCCGCGCUCACGUGGCUCGCAGCCGCCACGCCCCUGCCCCCGUCACUGUGACCCGACCGCAGGCAAACUGGCAAAGCGUGUACCGCGUUCGUCGGAUACGCAUUUCUUUACGCUAUAUAUGCAUGUAACUUCACACGUACUGGAACUGUACUAUAAAAACAUCUGGCUCAUACGGUCACCUUGACGUUUUUUAGGCUUUUGUGAUAAACAUACAUACAUGAAGCUAGCUGAAACAUACUCCGGGCACA
Molecule: messenger RNA, 1711 nt
Organism: Sorghum bicolor (sorghum)
Lineage: Eukaryota; Viridiplantae; Streptophyta; Magnoliopsida; Poales; Poaceae
Exons: 3
Coding region: 561-1514 (317 amino acids)
Source: RefSeq, a predicted model, not a curated record